AUAUUUUUACCACCUCAAGUAAUAAGAGUUUUGUGACGUUCAACAUUAUAUAUCCUUUUGGCUCCUUCUCUACCUUCUUUAUUAAUGCAUAUAUAAAUAUAAUGGGUGAUAUGUGUUCAUCCAAUAACUGGUUAACCACGAUGAACCGCAGGAUUGAUGUUCUUUUUGGUUCUACAUAUAUUCAUAUCUGCAGUAGGAAAAAAUGAUUAAAGUGUUAUAAGAAAUCAGCGGAAAAUAUUUCUAUAUUAAGUGGACAAAUCCUAGUAUUACUUCAAAAUGGGGAUGGACCGCAUUUUGAAGGGGAUCAUGCAGUAUCGGCAAACUGUUCGGUCAAAUUUAGUCCAAGAAUUUCAACGCGUGCGAGAUCACCCUGAGCCAAAGGCCGUCUUUUUCACAUGUAUGGAUUCCAGAAUGCUACCUACACGAUUUACGCAAACCCAUGUUGGGGAUAUGUUCAUUGUUCGAAACGCUGGUAAUCUUAUUCCUCAUUCAAAGUUCUUUGCAACUGAGAAUACCUCUACCGAACCUGCAGCCCUGGAACUAGGUUGUAUUAUAAAUGAAAUUAAGCAUGUCAUCGUCUGUGGACAUUCAGACUGCAAAGCAAUGAACCUCUUGUACGACCUGGGAACGGAUAAGGAAAUGUCCACGAUAGAGAAUCAAGUCAAGUCACCCUUGCGAGGAUGGCUAUGUAAUCAUGGGUCAGAUUCCUACGACAAAUUCAAGCAAUUAGAGACUAGAGGAUUUAAAAUGCCAUUGCUAUUCACUGCUGAAACCCCCAUGAAGCAAUUUGUCGCCUAUAUCGAUCCUAAAAAUAAAUUCAGUGUUCAAGAUAAACUUAGUCAGGUAAAUUGCCUUCAACAACUCCAAAACAUUGCCAGUUAUGGAUUUCUAAGAGAAGGGCUCGCAUCUGGAAAGAUUUUUAUUCACGCCCUGUGGUUCGACAUUUACACGGGAGACAUUUAUUAUUUUAGUAGACAAAAGAAAGAAUUCGUCGAUAUUAAUGAAACAACUUUUCCAAAAUUGCUGGAAGAGGUGUCUGAAUUUUAUUAUCACUAGUUAGCGAACGCCAUAGAUAAAAGUAUUAUUGUGUAUAUAUGUAAUUUAAACAAAAUCUUAGCAUUCCUAUAUAUUUUGUCUAUUAUGCAUAUGCAAGGAAGGGUCUUCCAGUACUUAACAUUGUAUGUGUGCUUUCGAAAAAGAUGAUAACGUAGAUUUUAACAAAAAUGCCCAUGACCUAGAUAAAUUCUAUAUAGGCCAUUCGUCAAAGUAUUUUGUGAUAAUAAGAAGAGAAGAACUAUGUAGCAUGCAAUGAAUUUAUACACGUAAUAAAAAUCGGACAUUUAACAAAUUA
Messenger RNA from Folsomia candida, 1351 nucleotides. It is a transcript of the gene CAHbeta, whose product is annotated as beta carbonic anhydrase 1. Lineage: Eukaryota; Metazoa; Arthropoda; Collembola; Entomobryomorpha; Isotomidae. Gene Ontology annotation, molecular function: carbonate dehydratase activity; zinc ion binding. The transcript has 9 exons. The record is from RefSeq and is a predicted model, not a curated record. The coding region runs from base 277 to 1056 and encodes 259 amino acids.